Malania oleifera is the source of this 1353-nucleotide messenger RNA. RefSeq names its product phospholipase A(1) DAD1, chloroplastic. NCBI's taxonomy places the organism in Eukaryota, Viridiplantae, Streptophyta, Magnoliopsida, Santalales, Ximeniaceae. The record is from RefSeq and is a predicted model, not a curated record. Gene Ontology annotation, biological process: lipid metabolic process. Gene Ontology annotation, molecular function: glycerophospholipase activity. The transcript has a single exon. The coding region runs from base 1 to 1353 and encodes 450 amino acids.
AUGCCUCUCUGCGUUAAACCCAAAAUUCCGCCAUGCACACUCCCAUCCACUACCCACGUUCAAUUCCGGCGCUGGUCCGCUGCCAGGGGAGCCACCACCACCGCCGUCCCUCAGCCUACAAGGCUCAUCACCAAGAAACCCGCGACGGAGACCCAACCCACGGUUUCAACUGAUUGGGUGGGGCGCCUACCCGACCCGGUCGACAAUGUACUCACCGGCGACCAGACUCGAUUCGCCGCCCGCCCCAUCAGGCUCGGGAAGAGGUGGAUGGAGUACCAAGGUGUUCGGAACUGGGAUGGCUUGCUCGACCCGCUCGACGAUAACUUACGUCACGAGAUUUUACGUUACGGUCGGUUCGUCGACGCGGCCUACAAGGCCUUCGAGUUCGAGCCUUCCUCUCCUUCCUACGCCAAGUGCCGGUUCUCCAAAAACUCGCUGCUGGACCGUUCCGGUCUGCCCCAAACAGGGUACCGGCUGACGAAGAAUCUGCGUAUGACGUCCGGCAUUAAUCUGCCGCGUUGGAUGGAGAAGGCGCCGAGUUGGGUUGCCGCCCAGUCCAGCUGGUUCGGUUACGUGGCGGUGUGUCAAGACGAGGAGGAAAUUGCCAGGUUGGGUCGGCGUGACGUGGUCAUCGCGUAUCGUGGCACGGCCACGUGCUUGGAGUGGCUCGAAAAUCUACGCGCCACCCUUGCUCCACUUCCUGAUACGCAGUGUCCAUUUGAGCCGUCGGGACCAAUGGUGGAAAGCGGGUUCUUAAGCCUUUACACGUCGAGUAGUGCUACGUGUCCUAGUCUGCGUGACAUGGUCAGGGACGAGAUCAGAAGACUGCUCCAAUCGUACGGUGACGAGCCACUCAGCUUGACGAUCACCGGCCACAGCCUGGGUGCGGCGCUCGCCACCCUCACUGCCUAUGACAUCAAAACUGCCUUCCGCCGUGCUCCUCUCGUCACCGUCAUUUCGUUCGGCGGGCCGCGCGUCGGCAACCGGAGCUUCCGGUGCCAGCUGGAAAAGCAAGGGACGAAAGUUUUGCGCAUCGUGAACUCGGACGAUCUGAUCACGAAGGUGCCGGGGUUCGUGAUCGAUGCAGAUGAUGAAGUGGCGGUGUCCGACAGGGACGUCAACAUGGCUCGUUUGGGGUUGCCGAGCUGGAUACAAAAGCUUGUGAAGGACACGCAGUGGAGGUAUGCUGAGGUGGGGAGGGAGCUCCGACUCAGUAGUAGGGACUCUCCUUACCUCAGCAGUAUAAACGUUGCCACGUGUCACGAUCUGAGCACGUAUCUUCACUUGGUAAACGGCUUCGUAAGCUCCCAGUGUCCGUACAGAGCUACUGCAGAGCGCGUCCUGAGUAAAUGA